Molecule: messenger RNA, 1095 nt
Organism: Suillus subaureus
Lineage: Eukaryota; Fungi; Basidiomycota; Agaricomycetes; Boletales; Suillaceae
Exons: 4
Coding region: 1-1095 (364 amino acids)
Source: RefSeq, a predicted model, not a curated record
AUGGUGUAUUCAAUCCCUCUUAUAAUCUUCAUGGACAAUGUAUCUAGCAAUAUAUCCAAGCAAUGGAACAAGCACCAUGCAGUGUACAUGUCGAACGUGAAUCUACCUCACAAAAUGCUCGAGAAAGAGUUUUGCAUUCAAUUCAUCAUGUCAUCUCCUCAUGCAGCCCCAAUGGAGAUGAUGAGCACCAUGCAAGAAUCAAUUAGGAAAGCUGCGGAAUCUGGAGUCUUCACUUGGGACUGCAAGCACGAAGAAGAAGUUAUGCUGGAGCUAUAUGGUCUGUUUCUCGGUGGCAACAAUCCCAUGCAGGCCGAGGAAUGUAGCCACACAGGGCUGCAUUGCAACUACUUCUGCAGGACAUGUGAAGUUGGCAGAACAAAAGAGUAUAAAGAGUCAGAUGAGGGCUACAAGAGUAUCUUCGUGGUAUGUAGCAUAUUCUUGCCCUGCUUGUCACCAUCAGAAGAGAUUCAUGCGCAAUUUUCUUCUGUGCUUGCUUUGGGUGCGACAGAGAAGAUUAAGAAAUCUGUCGCUUUGUCAGGCAUGAAGGACAUGACAACUGGUUACAUUCUUGAGACGGUUGUUGAGCUGGGGAAGAAACUUUGCAAACGGGGUGCUGGCAUUCAGGCAAAGCCAGAGGCUGAAGUCAAGGCUAUCCUAGAGAAGCAACUCAAAGACCUCCUGCGAGGGAGUGCACUCAAUGACGCAAUCAAUCCAUUACUGGGUGUGGAAGGAUUCAAUGUUCAUCAGGACACGCCGACAGAAAUUCUCCAUACAGUUCUACUGGGAGUUGUCAAGUACUUUUGGGGUCAAUCUGUUUAUCGUCUCAAGAAGGCAAAGCUUUUGGACGUUUUUCAAAUGCAUCUCAACUCUAUUGAGAAGGCCGGACUCAAUGCUCCAUGUCUCAACGCUGAGUAUAUUUGUCAUUAUAAGGGUGGGCUCAUAGGGAAACACUUCAAAAGUUUAGCGCAGGUCAUGCCAUUUCUCAUUCAAGACUUACUGCUGAGAACGGUACUUGAUGGCUGGACAUGUAUUGGUGAGCUUGUUGUGUAUGUUUGGCACAUGGAGAUAGAUGAUAUAGAGAUAUACUUGGUAUGA